Messenger RNA from Hyaena hyaena (striped hyena), 2389 nucleotides. It is a transcript of the gene UTP6, whose product is annotated as UTP6 small subunit processome component. The record is from RefSeq and is a predicted model, not a curated record. The coding region runs from base 197 to 1993 and encodes 598 amino acids. Gene Ontology annotation, cellular component: small-subunit processome; Pwp2p-containing subcomplex of 90S preribosome. Lineage: Eukaryota; Metazoa; Chordata; Mammalia; Carnivora; Hyaenidae. Gene Ontology annotation, biological process: maturation of SSU-rRNA from tricistronic rRNA transcript (SSU-rRNA, 5.8S rRNA, LSU-rRNA). The transcript has 19 exons. Gene Ontology annotation, molecular function: protein binding; snoRNA binding.
UGACAGCCGCCGCCAGAGCCGGAGGGCGGUCUCCAACGGCAGCGGCGGCGGAAGCGGAAAAGGCGGGACCUUAGGGCUCACGUUGCGUCAGCACGUGCGAGCGCUCCGAGCCAGGUGUCGGAAGGCGGAGGUGGUCGCCUGGUGCACGCGUCGGCGGUUGAGAGGCUCGCCGGGUGACCUGUGGCGUUGUGCCCUCAUGGCGGAGAUAAUUCAGGAACGCGUAGAAGAUCGACUUCCCGAAUUGGAACAGCUGGAGCGUGUUGGAUUGUUCAACCAGUCGGAGAUAAGGGCUAUCAUUAGGAAGGCUUCGAAUCUGGAAUACAGAAUACAGCGAAGAGCUCUUUUUAAGGAUGACUUUAUCAAUUAUGUUCAAUAUGAAAUUAAUCUUUUGGAGUUGAUUCAGAGAAGAAGAAUUCGCAUCGGAUAUUCAUUUAAGAAGGACGAGAUUGAGGACUCUAUCGUACGCCGGGUACAAGGUGUCUUCCGACGUGCGUCAGCAAAAUGGAAGGAUGAUAUUCAACUUUGGCUAUCCUAUAUAGUCUUCUGUAAGAAAUGGACCACCAAAGCUCAACUUAGCAAGGUGUUUUCUGCCAUGUUGGCCAUUCAUUCAAACAAGCCAGCUUUGUGGAUUAUGGCAGCCAAAUGGGAAAUGGAAGAUCGCUUAUCUUCAGAAAGUGCAAGACAGCUAUUUCUUCGAGCUCUGCGCUUUCAUCCAGAGUGCCCGAAACUUUAUCAAGAAUACUUUAGGAUGGAGCUGAUGCAUACUGAGAAACUGAGGAAGGAAAAGGAAGAAUUUGAAAAAGCCAAAAUGGAUGUGGAGAAUCUCGAUUAUCCUGAAGAAAUCCUUAAGGGUGAGUUGGCACGGAUUAUCUACAAAAAUUCUGUAAGCGUAAUUAAAGGUGCAGAAUUUCAUCUGUCACUGCUUUCAAUUGCACAGCUAUUCGACUUUGCCAAAGAUCUUCAAAGAGAAAUUUAUGAGGAGCUUCGGGCUCUGCACACAGAUGACCCUCUCACUUGGGAUUAUGUGGCACGGCGGGAAUUAGAGGUGGAGUCGCAGCCAGAAGGAGAGCAGCCUGCGACAAAGCAAGCCAGAGCGGCAGAGGUGGGCCGGAAGGAGGACAGGUGCUGUGCUGUGUAUGAGGAGGCAGUGAAGACUCUGCCUACAGAGGCCAUGUGGAAGUAUUAUAUCACCUUCUGCUUGGAAAGGUUCCCUAAGAAGCCAAGCAGUCCGUUCCUCAGAGAGAAGAGAUUGGAAAGGACCAUGAUGGCAUUCAGGAAGGCACAUGAACUCAAAUUUCUACAAGAAUUUCAGUACAAGCAGUGGUUUGAGUUGCUGGUGCAUCACAACUUCUUAAAGGAGGCUCUGGAGGUGGCGGGAGCUGGGACGGAAUCGUUCAGAGACUCUGUCACAAUGUGGCAUAUGAAGCUGCAGGCACUGAUUGACUCCAAGAGCCCUGACGUAGCCAUGGUUUUCGAAGAAGCUUUUGCACACCUGAAAGCCCAGGCUUGUCUGCCAUUGUGGAUUUCUUGGGCGGAGUGGAGUGAAGGUGCCCAAAGCCAAGAAGACACUGAAGCCAUUUUUAAGAAAGCUCUCUUAGCUGUCAAAGGUGCCGACUCAGUCACUCUGAAGGAGAAGUACCUGGACUGGGCUUACCGAAGCAGUGGCUACAGAAAGGCCAGAGCUGUGUUUAAAAGUUUACAGGAAAGCCGUCCAUUUUCAGUUGGUUUUUUCAGGAAAAUAAUCCAGUUUGAAAAGGAGCAGGAAUUCUGCAAGAUGGUGAACUUAAGAGAAUAUUAUGAGAGAGCUUUGAGAGAAUUUGGAGCCAUAGAUUCUGAUCUUUGGAUCGAUUACAUCAAAGACGAACUGAGCCACCCCCGUGGUAGACCUGAGUACUGCAGGCACAUCUACUGGCGAGCCGUGAAAAUGCUGGAGAGAGAGUCAGCAGAAGCAUUUGUAGCUAAACAUGCUCUGUAUCAAGCCUGCUGUUUGUGACCAGGGGAAGAACAUAGCCAACUUUGUGAAAUAGUGUUGUAAACCCUCUUGGCUGGAUUUGUGUUACGAGUUCAUCUGCAGUUUGUUGAGAGAUGGCAGACAAGAUGGCUGUCUGGCUUUGCGACACGCUUUUUUAAAAUUUUGUUAACGUGUUAAUUUUUAAUUCCAGAAAAGAGAAUUGCUGUUUAGUGGCAAGAGGCUAUUUGUUAAGGCCUGACAUUACUGUAGGGUCCUAAAUGUCUCCCAAAAUGUAUGGAAAUUGUACAACUGAGUUUCUCUUGUUACCCUUGGUCAAGGAUGAGUAGCUCUAAUUUGGACCCACAGGCCAGUAAUGAUGGAAGAGGAAGUACAGUUCUAUUUGUUUGUUCUCUCCUUAUUAAAAAAGUACACAUGGGA